Archocentrus centrarchus (flier cichlid) is the source of this 2545-nucleotide messenger RNA. Its product is annotated as macrophage-expressed gene 1 protein-like. The transcript has 2 exons. Bases 1 to 2139 code for a protein of 712 amino acids. The record is from RefSeq and is a predicted model, not a curated record. Gene Ontology annotation, biological process: defense response to bacterium. Lineage: Eukaryota; Metazoa; Chordata; Actinopteri; Cichliformes; Cichlidae.
AUGGAAACAGCAGUGACCCUCCUGGCUCUGUCUUUCUUUCAUGUCUGCUCUUCAGUACCUAUAAGCCGUCCAACCAACUGGCUCAGACAAUGCCGUGCCUCUACCAACCUCUCCAUCACAGCACUGGAGGUGCUCCCAGGGGGAGGAUGGGAUAAUCUCCGAAAUAUGGACAUGGGUCGAGUCAUGAACCUCAGCUACGUCCAGUGCCAGACCACCGAGGAUGGGCUCUACCUAAUCCCAGAUGAAGUAUUUGUCAUCCCCCAAAAACAGACAGGUGUGGAGACCAGCUCAGAGAUAAUCAGUUCCUGGCUUGAGCAGAAAAGCUCGACAUCUCACUCCAUUAAUGCAGACAUAUCCUUCCUCUCGGUGCUCAAUGGUAAAUUUUCGAUUGAGAACAAGAGGAUGAAAACCCAUCAGGUAAAGGACUCUUCAACCACAGCCAAAGUGCAGGUUCGUAACUUCAUCUACACAGUCAAGGCUUAUCCGGACUUCACGUUGGACACACGAUUUGCUCAGCAAAUCAGAGACAUCGCUGAUGCCAUUGAGAACAACCAGACACGGAAUGCAGACUACCUCUCAGAGAAGAUGGUGCUGGACUACGGAACUCACGUCAUCACUAGUGUCGAUGCUGGGGCUGCUUUGGUGCAGGAGGACUAUCUCCGUUCUUCAUAUGUGUCAAACAGUGAAUCACAAAGUUUCUCUGUCAAAGCGCAGGCUGGCUUAAACUUCUUUGAUAAACUGAAGUUUGAUAUUAGCAGUGAAAGUUCCCAACAGAGCUCAUCACUUCAAACAUAUCAGUCCAACAUUACAUACUCCCUCAUUCAAAGCCAUGGAGGCAUACCUUUUUAUCCUGGCAUCACUCUGCAGAAAUGGCAGGAAAGUACCAGCAAUAACCUUGUUACCAUCGAUCGUUCAGGAUUUCCUCUACACUAUUUUAUAAACCCCAACACUGUCCCUGAUCUGCCACACCCUACGAUUGGAAAAGCUGCUCUUACAGUCAGUCAGGCCAUAGAGCGCUACUACAAGAUCAACACCCGCCCUGGGUGUGUUGACAUCAACUCCAAGAACUUCAACUUCCAGGCUAACUUUGAUGAUAAUUCCUGUGAGGGUCCCGCUACAAACCUUAGUUUUGGUGGUGUCUACCAACAGUGUGAAAAAAUCAGCUCAGAUGCAGGUCCACUUUGUGAUGCCCUGGCCCAGAAAAACCCAGAUACAGGUGACUUCUCCUGCCGUCCACCUUACUCACCAACAUUACUGAGAUCAGAAGUGAGACAGCAGAGUUACUCUAAGUAUGAAUGUUAUGAGGAACGUUAUUCCUGUGGAUUUCUGGGAUGGUCAACUUGUUACAACAGACGGUGUCAGGAUGUAAACCAUGUUCGCUCUGCUCGCAUCAACACCUACUGGUGCUCUGCAAAUGGAGAGGCCCCAGAAAACUCAGGGUAUCUGUUUGGAGGCAUAUACAGCCCCUCUCUCCUGAAUCCCCUAACAAAAAGCAAAAGCUGUCCUCCAAACUUCAUUCCACUGAAAUUUCUCUCAGAUGGUGAGGUGAUCUGUGUGAGUAAUGACUAUGAGACAGGUACCAGAUUCUCAGUACCAUUCGGAGGCCUCUUCAGCUGUCAGUCAAGCAACCCACUGGCAAUGAAUCAACGCAGGUGCCCUCCCAAGUUCAGUCAGCACCUUGCUGCAGUCAGUGAUGGCUGUGAAAUUCUCUACUGUGUGCAGUCUGGACUGUUCACAGGUGGAGAGCUCCAACCAAUCCGCUUGCCUCCAUUCACAAAACAUCCACUUAUUAGCAUGCAGGCCACAAACACAGUAAUGGUGAUGACUGAAGGAGAAAACAGCUGGAUCAGAGUGGGCCAGACCAAGAUGUGGAAACUUGCUAAACCAGAGGAAAUCAAGGAAAUAGUCCGUGGCCUUAACCCUGAACUCAAUCAGAUGUCUAGUGGAGAAAAGGCAGGAAUAGCUUUUGGGGUAAUGGGUCUGAUGCUGGUGGUGGUCAUAGUGGCAGUGUUCCUGGUGAAGAGGAGGAAGAGGAGGAUUUCUGGUUUUAGAACUAGAGGUUAUGAGGAAAUACGUGAAGAGGCCGAGAGAGAGACACACCAAGAUGAAGCUAGAGAGCAGAGUCUCUUAGAAGCUUGAUCACUCAGAUACAGAAAUGAAACUGGUGUGGCAGGCUGAGCUGUGAGCUUCUUGUUUGAUUAUCGCCACAGUCUUCCUUCUUCCAGCACUGGACAAUAUUCACAUUUAAGAGCUUGUAUUUUGAAUCAGUCAUUGCAUUACUUUAGUUUGUUAUAUACUGCAUUUUGCACUCAAAAAACUUAGACUAUGAAACUGUAUGUAGGCUUUGUAGAAGUCUGCCUCUGAAAUCACCAGAUGGAGCCUUUAAAACAGAAAGCAUACUACAGGCCAAAAUGCACAAUCCCAUGCUAUAUAAAUUUCUGUACAUAUCUAAGCACUAUAUGUAUGACUAUUUGUAAUUACCUUCAAUAAACUGUGUAUUAUAAUCUAAGAAGAUUUUUUUUCCACAAGAUAUUCUAAUAAAAUA